AUGGACGCGGAGGACGCGAAGGCGUUCGAGACCGCGAUGAACGCGCUCGUCGACGCGGACGAGGAUCUCCGCUCGGAUCGCUCGUCGUCGUCGUCGCGAGAUGCAGACGCGUCAGACGACGCCGUCUCCUCCUCGCCGUCGUCGCCUCCGCCCGCCGCCGGCGGCGGCGUCGGCGUCGGCGCGACGUUCGCGCAGUGGGCGCGUCGACUCGACGACGCCGUCACGAACAGAAGCGGGCGUCGCACGCGCGCGGCCGCGGAGGCGCUCGAGCUGUUCGAUCAGAUCCGAAGAGCCCUCGGCGCGCCGUCUGACCUCCCGGCGUCGAUCGCUCGUAACGUCGCCGCGACCGCGGCGUCGCGCGGGAGCAUCGGGUGGUUGACGAGGAGCAUCGCGACGACGGCGGCAUCGGACGGAACGGACCGAUUCGAGGCGUUACUUCGUAUGAUACGAGAAGCAGAAGAAGAGGAAGAAGACGGCGCCGCGUCGUCGUUUACGUCGCCGCUGUCUGACCGCGACGGUCCCGCGUAUCUGUUGAUACCCGGCCUGUUCGGGAGGUACUACCCGUGCUACAUGUGGUCUAUUCGCGCGCACUUCAGACGGAGAGGCGCGACGUGUAAGAUUUCCACCGCCGCGGACGGCGAAGGCGCGGUCGAGAGCAACGCCGCGGCGUUGUGCCGAGAGAUUCUCUCUCUGCACGCCUCCGUCGGCGGCCGCGGCGUCGUGUUGAUCGGACACAGCAAGGGCGGGAUCGACGCCGCCGCCGCGCUGUCGCUCUACGAAAACAAACUCGCCGGCGUCGUCCACGGGCUCAUAACGACGCAGUGCCCGUACGGCGGGAGCCCGAUCGCGACGGACCUCCUCGCGACGCCGACGCUGACGGAUCUCACGUCGCGAGCGUUGGAGGUUUUAUUUCGCCGGCCGACGGGCGCCGGCGCGAAGACGCUGACGCCGAUCAAAGACCUGACGUACGCGCGCCGGACGUCGUUCCUGCGCAGGCACCCGAUGCCGCUGUCGUUCCCGUGCGUCAGCAUGCACAGCGAGACGACGUCGCGGAGCUCGUUUCUGUACCUCGCCGCGCUCUACGUUCGGAGGCGGUACGACGAGGCGAGCGACGGGCUCGUGGCGCGACGCGACGCGGAGAUACCCGGGUGCGUCGCCGUGCGGUUCCGCGGGGAGCAGGACCACGCGGACUGCGUGUUUCCGCGCGCGCUGUCGAACGCAGGCGGUGGUGGUGGUGGACCUGAUGGUGAAGAAGUGACGGCUACUUUGGAGGCGUUCAAUUUGGAAUACGCCGCCGCGCCGGAGACGGACGCCGCCGCCGUCGUCGCCACCGCGAUCGAGGAGGCGGGCGACAAAGGCAUGGUGCCGCUGUCCAUCGCGCGCAUGGCGCACCAGGUGGAGAAGAACACGAGGGACAACUUAGAGAACUUCGAAGCCAACGCGCCGCCGGGGAUAUUCGCGGUGUUAGUCAGAGCGUACGUCGCGUGGAACGACGCGCUGCCGGAGCGUCUGUCGGGGACGCCGGCUCCGGGGGAGGCGCGUUCUAUACACUGGUCCCCAUACGACCGCGUUCGCGUGGUGAACGCCGAUCCUUAA
Micromonas pusilla CCMP1545 is the source of this 1596-nucleotide messenger RNA. RefSeq lists its product as uncharacterized. The coding region runs from base 1 to 1596 and encodes 531 amino acids. NCBI's taxonomy places the organism in Eukaryota, Viridiplantae, Chlorophyta, Mamiellophyceae, Mamiellales, Mamiellaceae. The transcript has a single exon. The record is from RefSeq and is a predicted model, not a curated record. Gene Ontology annotation, molecular function: hydrolase activity, acting on ester bonds.